Messenger RNA from Aplysia californica (California sea hare), 2141 nucleotides. Its product is annotated as 28S ribosomal protein S29, mitochondrial. Lineage: Eukaryota; Metazoa; Mollusca; Gastropoda; Aplysiida; Aplysiidae. The transcript is spliced from 13 exons. Gene Ontology annotation, molecular function: structural constituent of ribosome. The coding region runs from base 75 to 1292 and encodes 405 amino acids. Gene Ontology annotation, cellular component: mitochondrial ribosome; mitochondrial small ribosomal subunit. The record is from RefSeq and is a predicted model, not a curated record. Gene Ontology annotation, biological process: apoptotic process.
GUUCUCCAACCAAUCACAUUGACAAUAAUGGGAGAAUAGCAGUGCAUGAAAGUAUUGAAAGUCACACAUUGAGAAUGAGAGAAAGACUAGUAAGAGUCGCCGGAGGCAUGAUGAAGUCAUUAUCAAGAACAGCUUAUCUGUGUGUAGCGAACGAUGUCAAACAAGGUUCAUCCAGAUGUCUUUCAUCCGUGGCAGAACCAAAGCAAUCAAACUUGAGACAAGUCUUUAGGACAUCCGAGGAUGAUCCUAGAGCACACACGCUGGAUCAUGUUGGAUUGUUUUACAAGAUUCCAGAAACAGAGGUUAACUCUAUGUUCAAAGGAUGUAUUCACCCGUGGCAUUUACGGCUGAUGAACACCUUUAAUGAGCACUGCUUAAUGGUGCGAAAGCCAUCUGUGGAAGUGAAUGGAUAUCUCAAAAACAUGAAUUUCAAUCACCCUGUUCCAAAAUUUGUGUACUAUGGUCGGCGUGGUGCAGGCAAAGUUUGCUCUCUUUUACACACAAUGCAUUUCUGUGCAAGAAAUGACUGGAUUAUGGUGCAUGUGCCUUGGGCCGGUCAGUGGGUGAGAGGAUGGAACAAGGAGGUUGCCGAAUCUACUCACAAGCCUGGCCGUUUUGACUUGCCAAUGGACGCUGCAGAGUGGCUCAGUCACUUUCGCAUUCAGAAUCAAAACAAACUCAAGGAUUUAAAGACCACAUCAGAGUAUAUAUGGACAAAGCGAGAGAAAGCAGAUGUUGGAACUCCACUGGAUGAAAUCAUCAAUUUUGGUCUCAACCGCUUCAAGUUUUCAUCGGAUUGUGUCGGAGUCCUUCUGAAAGAGCUCAGACUGCAAGCUGCUGAAAAGGGGUUUAAAGUGCUUGUGGCCAUCAACUCAGUGAAUUCAUUUUUUGUUCCGUGGUCUAAAGAAAACACCCUGAAAAACUCAGAAAAGAAACAGGUCUUGCCCCAUGAGGUGUCACUUGUGCACAACUUCAAGAAGAUGCUCUCCCCUACAUGGAACAACGGUGCUGUGGUUUGCACGGUGAAUGAAGGAAGCAACGACCAGUCCCUGAGAGAAGAUUACACACCACAGUACCUGCUGGGCCAAGAGGGCUUUGAAUGGUUCGACCCAUUUGUGCCAAUUUUGGUGCCAGAAUAUUCAAGUACAGAAGCUCUCAGCUGUUUGAGUUACUACAUUGACAGGAACUGGAUUCAGAAUGAGCAUGGGCGAACAGAGGAAGGCAUGAAGGAAAUCAUGUUUGUCAGCAACAGAAACCCAUUCAAUCUGUACAAAGUGUGUUCUUCAUUGUGAUAAAUUCAUUGGUCUAAUCAAGUUGCUAGGGAAAAAAAUGUAUGAAUAGGUCAGACAUUGAAUGAUUAUAUUUUUGCCUGUGUUGAAUAGGGUUCCCACUCAACUGAAAAAAAGCCGGGGACAGCCAGGAAUUACAUUUUCAGAUUUCCCGGUUGGGAGGAUACCAUAAAAAUUAAUGAAAACGAAAAUACGGGGAAACAGCCAGGAAAUGAAAGGGCCACCCAUAAUUAUGAAUUUGGUGGAAUAACUCGGCAACGACGAGCCAGCGGAGACCUCUUUCAUGUUCAUCACGCUUUUGUUAACAUAACACUUAUCCUAUAACCCCUGUCAUUGACACUGACACCUUCAGGAAAAGGGACUGUCCUUGGCCAUGUUACGCGUUUUAUCUUGCAUUUCUUUUCAUUUUCUCCUCCUAGCUGUCGUCUUUAAAAAAAAAAAAAAGCAAAUGGUUACAAAAUCCAGGCACAAACCAUGUAAAAAAACCUUUUUUUUUCCUCUGUGAUUAGUGGGAACCUGGUUAAAGUAGGCAAAAUCAUAUAGCCGGACAGAUAAGUUGGGCAUGUAUGUCGUAGGAAUCUAUGCUCUCCAUUUGGUGAGAUUGACAUGAUGACUUUCACUUAUCUUACAAGGCAUAGGCCUUUAUGACUAUCUAUAUGUAAUGACAAGAGUGACUGCUAAGUAUGUGUUUGCCAGUGUUUGGACAUGCAUGGGCAAAUUCCACCAAUGUCUAAAUGUUUGUUAGCUUAGAAGUGUGUAAGUCUGAUCUGUAACUGUUGUUGAGUAUCAUCAUUUGGUUAUAAUGAACCAUAAAUACUGCAAAUAAAGUUACAAUGUUAACUGUUUAUGCAU